UUCAUCUUCGUAGCAUUGUUAUGAUUUAUACUAAUUCGGAAUCAGCUCAAAAAAAAAAAAAAAAAUGAUGAGAGAGAGAAGAACGACGACCUGAAAAGGCAACAUCCAUUAAUGGCGUCAAUGCAGAAACAUUAUACUACUACUCCACCAUACAUCAUUCAUAAUUUUUUGUUGAGUUGUUGAGCGAAUGCGUUGAUGAACCAAUUGCAUCCCUCCACGUGGGAAUCAUGUCGCUAUGUUUUCGCCUCUUUUUGGGGGGACACAGCAGAUAAGUAGAACUGCAGAUGCAUUGCUCAAAAACAUGUUCAAAUUCUCCAAGGCUUGCUGAAGAAGUUGCAGUCAUCUUUUUGAGGUGCAUUGGAUGGGUCUGCUGACUAACAGAGUGGAGAGGCAUGAAAUCAAACCCGGGGAUCAUAUCUACACUUACAGAGCAGUCUUCGCUUACUCUCAUCACGGUAUCUUUGUUGGGGGUAGCAAAGUAGUUCACUUCACCCGUGUUGGAAGCACUUCCAGCUCGGACUCUGAAGUAUACGACGAAGCUGAAGAAUGCCCGACCUUUCCUGACUGCGGAUUCAGGCAGCCGGAUAGUGGAGUUGUCCUCUCCUGUCUAGAUUGCUUCCUCCGUAAUGGCUCCCUUUACUGCUUCGAGUAUGGAGUGUCCCCGUCUGUGUUUAUUGCUCAGGUACGUGGAGGCACCUGCACGACUGCUGCAUCCGACCCUACUGACACGGUCAUCCACCGGGCAAUGCAUCUGCUCCAGAACGGAUUUGGGAACUACAAUGUGUUUCAGAACAACUGCGAGGACUUUGCCCUCUACUGCAAGACGGGGCUACUCACUGUGGACCGGAUGGGGGUUGGGAGAAGCGGGCAGGCCUCCUCUGUGAUCGGAGCACCACUGGCAGCUCUCCUCUCGUCCCCUUUGAAGUUCCUAGUGCCUAGCCCGGUGAUGGCUACUGUGACUGCAGGAAUGUACUGCAUGAACAGGUACGCUACGGACAUUGGGGUCCGUACGGAUGUCAUCAAGGUAGCCGUGGAGGAUCUGCCCAGAAUUGCUCGUUGGGAGAAUACCGAACGAGUAACUGCACAAGAUGCAGUCUCAGAAGGAGAACUUCUUAGAUAACAUUCAUGUAGUCAUUGACAUAAACUGCAUUUAUGCUAUCAACUGAUUUCUCUCUUUUCUAGCUACUCUGAACUAGUUGCUUUAUGAGCCAAUGUAUUUACAGCCUUUACUA
This is a messenger RNA of Salvia miltiorrhiza (redroot sage), 1232 nucleotides long. Its product is annotated as protein LEAD-SENSITIVE 1-like. The coding region runs from base 362 to 1120 and encodes 252 amino acids. Lineage: Eukaryota; Viridiplantae; Streptophyta; Magnoliopsida; Lamiales; Lamiaceae. The record is from RefSeq and is a predicted model, not a curated record. The transcript is spliced from 2 exons.